Messenger RNA from Anopheles moucheti, 1605 nucleotides. RefSeq names its product zinc finger protein 681-like. The transcript is spliced from 5 exons. Gene Ontology annotation, molecular function: DNA-binding transcription factor activity; RNA polymerase II cis-regulatory region sequence-specific DNA binding; zinc ion binding. Gene Ontology annotation, biological process: regulation of transcription by RNA polymerase II. NCBI's taxonomy places the organism in Eukaryota, Metazoa, Arthropoda, Insecta, Diptera, Culicidae. Gene Ontology annotation, cellular component: nucleus. The record is from RefSeq and is a predicted model, not a curated record. The coding region runs from base 52 to 1410 and encodes 452 amino acids.
UGUAAACAAAUAUAGGUGAAUUCAUAUGGAAAGUUUUAUUAACUAGCGAAAAUGCAAUUUACUUGCGUUAUUUGUGAAGAAGUGCAUAGCGUAACGCAAAUUAAAAAGCUGUUGGAUGUUUCGACAAUAUUCUAUAAGCUAACAUCAUUAGAGGUUUCCCAAUUAAACGAUAUUCAAUCACUAAAUAUUUGUAACGGAUGCAAUCAGAAGCUGUUCGAUUUUGAUAAUUUUCGAACACUCUGUUUGGCAGGUUACGAGAAGCUUACGCAGGAUCGUAAAGAAACGCUACAGGAAUGCACGAAUAACAGCGACGAAAUAUACGAUCAAGCUGUUUAUGAAGAAGAUAAUAAAUACGAUGCAUCUGCUGACAACGCGCUGCUAGAGGAAACCCGAGUUGUAGAAAUAAUCACCUUAAACAGUAUUACGCCGGAAGAUGAUAGCAUUGUGGUGAAAGGUGAAACCUUUGAGGCCGUCGAUCAAACCAUUUCCUCGGAAGACGAUACCAAAAAUGAAGAUAGCAAAGAUAAACGACCGCCUAUUAAACGUAUCGAUUUAAAAUGCCAUUUGUGCGACCAAAGGUUUCGGUCCCAGAAUCGAUUGGACGGUCACAUACGGGUGCACCAAGGUUUGAAGCCCGCGUUGUGUAAGAUUUGUGGAAAAGAUUUUACCGACUGGAGGAACCUAAAAAGGCACAAUGCGGAAAAACACUUGAAGCUUGAUCAUGGUAACUUUCGGUGUGAUUAUGAAGGUUGCAACCUAUCGUUUACCACUGGCAAGGGUUUUAAGAGCCACAAGAGGAAGCACGAUCCGGACUAUGUUAGGCCCGUGCCGAAGAAAUGCAUCUGCGAAAUGUGUGGUAAAACAUUUUCUUCUCAGGGAGCAUUGAAGAAACAUUCAUACAUUCACACGGGCGGUAUGCCGUUUCACUGUGAGAAAUGCAACAAAAGCUAUCCUACCUCGUACAAGCUGAAGGUGCACAUGAUGCGACAUCAGGGUAUCAAGAAUUUCGAAUGUUCUUACUGUGGGUUGAAAAAAACCACUUCCGACGAACUGAAAAUGCAUAUGAACUAUCACACGAAGGAGAAAGUCCAUACCUGCAACUAUUGCGGACAAAAGUUUUUAACUUCAGGCAAUUUUGCGAGGCACAUUAAACUUGUACACCGUGGCAUUAAGGAAUUCAAGUGUACGUACUGCGAACGAACGUUUGGUAAGGCGGAAACUUUGAAGAAUCAUGUCAUGACGCAUACCGGGGAAAAGCCGUAUAAAUGCUCCGUGUGUUUGAAACAGUUCAUUCAAUCGUACGCAUUCCAAACACACAUCAAAACUCACGAUAAGCAGAAAAGGGGAAAAUGUGGCGGAGCAGCAACCAGUGGAAGCGUGAAAGCUACGCAGUCCACAGAUCCACCGUGAUUCUAAAGUCCUCCAGUAAUAUGUACAUCACGAACUUACUCAGUAAAGCUCCGUGACAAGAACUUAUCGAAUAAUUACUACUUACUUAUCAGACGCUACAACCGCUUCGUGGUCUUUGCAUGCUACAGAAGUCCUCUAAAUCGUUUACGGUUGAACCAACCGGCGUCGGCCAAACCAAAAUCCGGGUGAACGAAU